AUGUCUACCACUUAUGAAUCAGAGGAUGAUGUUUCGAAUAUCUUUAACAACCCUCCCAGCCCUUCUCAUAACAACAACACCUACAUCAACAAUCCAGCAGAACAUGAUCAACAUGAUACCAGUCACGCGAAUAUCUUCAAUCAGACCAAUCAUCCUUCAGAUAAUGAAGUGACAGAUGAGCGGAUGGCAGAUGCAGAUGAUCCAAUCGAUUUACUGAUUGAGGAGCUUCAAAGCUUAUAUCAUCUGAACGAUCACUUUGCUUCAAUUGCUAUGAAGGCUGCUAAACUCCAUGCACAGUGCCCUCCCGAAGAGCGGUUUGUUAGACUCUUCUAUGCAAUCACCUCAAUUUCACAGAGUCUUGAGUCUGUAUCAUCAAAGAGUGGAUCUGCCAAUCAUGCUGUCCGGGACUUCUUAAAAGAUUUCAUCCGCGAAACAGCAAGAUCGUUCGUUGGAAGGACAGACGUGGAGGCAUACACUGCUACUGUUGACAAGCAUUCAGACUCGCUGACCAAAUCCCUUCUUAGGUUAACUAUAGGUGUGGCCGACAAGCAAACCCCUGAAUUCAAAGAGAAGUUUUAUCCAAAAGGAUUUGAAGGUGGCGACCUCAACUCAAACUCGCAAUAUGAUGAAGUAAUUGCCAACUUGGUAAAACACGUUCGAGGACAGUUGAGAGACACCCUUCUUAAUCAGAUUUUGUCAAACAAAAAAGUUCAACCGACUGAUGUGGUUCCUCCGAUUGAAGAUUUGAUCAACCUGAUCAUCAAGGAUCUCCUGCCAAGGCACAAGAGAGCCACUCAGGCGGCGGUCUCAAUCACCUGGAGGCAACACAUUCGAUUCAGUCAUCUUCAAUUGGAGACGGUCUCCCACUAUCUUGGUCAUUAUCCCAAGACUAUCACCCAAUGGAUGUUGAUCGAUCAACGAUUGGAUGAUCUUCGAUGGAAAUCACUCCCCUUCCAGCAGAAGCAUGCCGAGAUGGUCCUGGAAAAGGACAAAUCACUGUUCUCUCAAAAAAAGAACUUCAAGGAUCUUGAUCAUGACAGCAUUGUAAUGCCUAGCAUGCAAGACGUUGAAAAUGCUUUGACCAGAUUGCUUCUUCCUCAGCCCUCUCAAUCGGCCCCUCCUGCUCAAACCUGA
Messenger RNA from Puccinia graminis f. sp. tritici CRL 75-36-700-3, 1134 nucleotides. RefSeq lists its product as uncharacterized. The coding region runs from base 1 to 1134 and encodes 377 amino acids. The transcript is spliced from 7 exons. NCBI's taxonomy places the organism in Eukaryota, Fungi, Basidiomycota, Pucciniomycetes, Pucciniales, Pucciniaceae. The record is from RefSeq and is a predicted model, not a curated record.